Kuraishia capsulata CBS 1993 is the source of this 825-nucleotide messenger RNA. RefSeq lists its product as uncharacterized. Gene Ontology annotation, cellular component: intracellular anatomical structure. The transcript has a single exon. Gene Ontology annotation, molecular function: oxidoreductase activity, acting on NAD(P)H, oxygen as acceptor. The record is from RefSeq and is a predicted model, not a curated record. The coding region runs from base 1 to 825 and encodes 274 amino acids. Lineage: Eukaryota; Fungi; Ascomycota; Pichiomycetes; Pichiales; Pichiaceae.
AUGGACGUUGUUCCCUCAUUCAGACAAGAUGGCAAGUUGACCAUCAUCACCGGAGGUUCUGGCGGAUUAGCCAACCCUAUCGCCAAAGCUCUUUUGGCUAACGGCUCCGAAAUCGCACUCAUUGACAUGAACUUGCAAAGAACACAAGAUGCUGCUUUGGAGAUUGCUGACUGGGGUACUGAAUACUUCAAGCAGACGGGUUUCUCUGGUGUUGUUCCUAAGGUCUCCGCUUGGGUUUGUGACAUAUCAGACUUUUCCUCUGUCGAGUCCUGUUUCGCUGAGAUUGCAGAAAGCCACGGAAAGUUAGCCACAAACUUGGUGAACACUGCAGGUUACUGCGAGAAUUUCCCAGCGGAGGAUUACCCAGCUGCGAACGCUGAAAAGCUGAUCAAGGUGAAUCUGCUUGGCUCUUUGUAUGUUGCACAGGCACUUGCCAAGCCACUUAUCAAGCAGGGCUUGACGGGUUCGCUUGUGUUGAUCGGAUCCAUGUCUGGAUCCGUUGUCAACAACCCUCAGCCACAAGUUGCCUACAAUGCCUCCAAGGCUGGUGUUAUCCACAUGGUCAAGUCGCUGGCUGCAGAGUGGGCCAAGUACAACAUCAGAGUCAACACUUUGUCUCCAGGCUACAUCCUGACUCCUCUCACCAAGAACGUCAUCAGCGGUGAUGUUGCUAUGAAGAACUCUUGGGAAUCCCAGGUCCCAAUGAAGAGAUUGGCCGAGCCAAAGGAGUUUGUUGGAAGUAUCUUGUAUCUCCUCAGUGAGUCUGGUUCCAGCUACACUACUGGCCACGACUUGAUCGUUGAUGGUGGAUACACUCUGUGGUAA